AUGCCACCAAAUACUUUGAAGGAUAUCAAAAAUCCCCCCUUCAUGCGCCUCCCUCCAGAACUCCGUCUAAAAAUCUACAAAUACGCCCUAACAACACCAAACACCUACAUAAACAAACCCCUAAUAAUAAUCCACGACCGCCAUGUCUUCACCUCCCGCCCCCGCUACAAAGCCCUAUCAAUCUGUCCAACCUGGCAAGGCGAAGACGGCACAGCCCGCAGCCUCUUCUCCGUAAACCGCAAAAUCCACUCCGAAGCAGAAGACACCCUCUACACAACCCACACCCUCUUCUUCCGCAACUCCUUCGAUCUAGACCGCAUCGGCGAUUUUCUCGACACGCUUAGCAUGACGGCUAGAUCUCAGAUCCGGAGUGUGGGCUUUGAGGUUUAUUUCUUUGUGCAUGGGGAUUGUGACGAUGGCGGUACUUGUGCGAGGAAGCGGAGAUUGAAGGAGUAUGGACGGGCGAGAGAGGUUUUGGAGGGUCGCUUACCGGGUUGGAGGGAGGUACUUUUUUAUUUGGAUCCCAGGCAUUAUUAUCCUGUUUCUUGUGCUGGGGGGAGGGAACUUGCUGCGAGGGGAGUUUUGGAGCUUGCGAAGAUGUUUGGGGAUGGGGGGGAGUUGGAUGUUACUUUUUAUCCGUUGCCUGAUGGUCAGCAGCGGCUUGUUGAGGAGCAGGAGGGUAUUUGGAGGAGUAGCUCGCCGGAGCGGCGCGGGCUGUCACUGGAGAGGGAUGUCUCUGGUUCUCAUUCUGGUUCAGGAUCUGGGGCGUUGUUGCAUAAAAUGGGCGAUGCGAGAUAUUAUCCAGUUGCGCUGAUGGGCUGA
This is a messenger RNA of Penicillium odoratum, 822 nucleotides long. RefSeq lists its product as uncharacterized. The record is from RefSeq and is a predicted model, not a curated record. Lineage: Eukaryota; Fungi; Ascomycota; Eurotiomycetes; Eurotiales; Aspergillaceae. The transcript has a single exon. Bases 1 to 822 code for a protein of 273 amino acids.